ACCAUAUGAUUGAAUGUUGGUUACCUAAACACGAGCACGGCUAAAAAAUAUUUGAAACCUGCCGAAGGAAACUAUUUCAACACAUUGAGCAACCAGAUGCAGAAUUUCAACUUGCAAUUACCGGCAGAGUGACGCUUCAGAGGAAGAAACAUACAAUUACUACGUGUAAUCCAUCAGCCAUCAGAUUCCGGCAAAUUCGUCAAUGGUCCUUGUCAAAAUGAUGCGAAAUUUUGGAAUUUUAUCAAUGAGAAAGUGUAAUUGGGUGAGCCUGCUGGGCCCCAAGGAACGCGCCUGGGCGUCUACCAUGCGAUUAUACUCCCCAUGCACUGGAUCAUACAACCAAAAUUGGUUAAAGUGUGAGCGGAGUGACAGUAACAAAAUUCAACCAACACGAAGUCUUCACGAAAACAGCAAUGCACAGACAUCCGCCAAAGAGAACGAAAAUGUGCGAAAGCCUGAAGAUCUGGAGCGAGCCUUCGAGGUGCUGAGAACGACGCUGCCCAAGCUGUUUGUGGAACCGCUGGACUAUUCCAUAUACAGCCCACACCUCAUAUUUGAGAACAACAUCACCGGCAAGCACACAGUCGGUCUCUACCACUUUGUCAAGCAAAUUGCCAUUCUCCGCACCGUGGGCCACUUGAAGUAUGCCUACGUGAAGUUUGAGGUUCUCAAAAUCACAAAACAUCCCGACGACCAAACCGUGCGCAUUAGGUGGCGCGUGAGGGGCAUCUCCGGGCUCAAGGUGAUGUUCCAGUUCUGGAAAUACAAGGUGUGGCAGUUGAAGGAAGUGCUGCGGGACCAGGAAUCGUGGUACGAUGGAUUUUCCAUAUGCUACCUGGGAGACAGUGGUCUAAUAGAGAAACAUGUCGUUGACAAAGUCAUGCCGGAUGAAAGCCGAGAGUCUGUUAAAAAUACCUCUGAAACAUCGCUGCCAACCGAGUCCCUGGCAGCGACAGCAACACAGAAACUGAGUUGUCAAUGAAAUUGUGGCUAGUUGUAAAUGUUACUUAUUUAUUGCAUUAUUUUACAUAAUAAACAGCAACUGUGAAGAUGUUUAGUAACUGCA
Drosophila subobscura is the source of this 1066-nucleotide messenger RNA. RefSeq lists its product as uncharacterized. The coding region runs from base 203 to 982 and encodes 259 amino acids. The transcript has a single exon. Lineage: Eukaryota; Metazoa; Arthropoda; Insecta; Diptera; Drosophilidae. The record is from RefSeq and is a predicted model, not a curated record.